AUGACGGCAGGAGAGCAGCGACAGACCCCCUGUAGGCGGCGCAGGACUGAGAGACAGCAACAACAACAGCAGGAAGACAGUGAGGAGGAGCAGUCGGAUGGAGAGGAACUGCAGAUUGCCCUUGCACUGUCUCUUUCGCUGCAGGAGCAGCAAGAGAAGCAGGAGCAGAAGCAGGAGCAGCAACAGCAGCAGCAACACGAACAGCAACAGCAACAGGAGCAGGAGCAGCAGCAAGAGCAGCAGCAACAGCAGCAACACGAACAGCAACAGCAACAGGAGCAAGAGCAGCAGCAAGAGCAGCAGGAGCAGCAGGAUGAAGAUCCGCGCGUCAUCUCAGCCGUAGAAAGGGCGGCUUCCUGCCGAACUACAAAUAGCAACAGCAACAACAGCACCAGCAUCCAGAAUACUAGCUGCUCGGGAGGGAAGAAUGAGCAGUCUGGCAUCCGCAAGGAAGAGCAGGCAGCAGCAACAAGCAGCAGCAGCGAUGUCGACAAUCGUAGAUGUAGGAAGCAUGCGCGCAUGCAAGGGCAGGAAACCGAGAGGGACUGCACGAGCAGCGAGGAUGAUGAGGAUGUGCAGCUUGCAAUUGCUUUAUCGCUAUCGGAGCAGACGGAAUUUCCGAAAGACAGCAGCGCUGGCAAGAUAGACCGUUCAGAGGCUUCUUCGAAUUCCAAACCAGCUUUCGUGAGUACACUCAAGAGGAAGCGAUGCGGAGAUCAGAGCGGCAGCAACAGCGUCAAGGUUUCUGCGGCGCACUCAAAACAGCCACGCGAGAAGCGACUGCGCGCAAGUGGAGUGUCUGUGCCUUGCUCAGGCACUGACAGCAGCAGCAGCAGCAGUGGCGAAGGCAGCAGCAGCAGUUGGUGCAGCGACUCCGAUGGUCACGAACACGCUGUUCGCGCGAACGAUCAAAGGCGUGAAACCAGCCGUACAGCAGCUACUGGUGUCAUGAGCGCUCAGAAAGCAGCAACUCGAGAAGCACAGCGAGCAACUAGCCGCUGCGGGGACGGCAGCAAAGUCAGCAGCAGCAGCAGCAAUAAGAACAACAAGCAAUCGCUGCUGGCAGAGCGGCGUGCUGCUCUGCGUGCUGAGCGGAAGCAGAGGCGCCAGGAGGCUGUUGCCGCUGCUGCAGCAGCAGCGGCAACAGCAACGGCAGCCUGGAAGGAAGAGAAGCUGCUGGCUGCCAGAGACUUCCUUUGGGAUGUCUUAACAGGUGCCGAAUCAAUCGAACCGCUAAAGCAGCAGCAGCGACAACAGCAAAUCCAGCAGCAGCAGGUGCAGCAGACACUCACCAGACUGCAAGGCACCUUAACCAGCGAGGCAGACGGCAUGAAGCAGCAGCAACAACAGAAGCAGCAGGAGCUCUUGCAAACCGCACAGGAUGACACAGAGAUCAGAACCUCUGACGCAGCUGCCAGCAGCAGCGGCGGAAGCAGCAGCAGCAGUAGUAGCAGCAGCAGCAGUAGUAGCAGCAGCAGCGGCGGAAGCAGCAGCAGCUCUAUCAGCUGCAGCACGACUACCAUUACCACCAACACCAACACCGAUAGCAGCAGCAGCACCAACAACAAUCACAAUAGUGCGUUUCACAAUUAUGUGACGAUUGAAAGACUACAGGAAGUGGCAGAGGCUGCCGCAGUCGACUUGAGCCAAAGAGAUAUACUCGAUAUGGUAGCCGCUGCUGCUGCUGCUACUACUACUGUUGGAGGAGACGCAGCAGAAGCAGCAGCGGCAGCAGGGAAACGAUAUAUCACUUUUUCAGAAUUCGCCGCAGUCUUCAACCAUGCAGGCCUUAAAGUAGAAAGAAAUGGUCAUGUUUGGUAA
This is a messenger RNA of Cyclospora cayetanensis, 1821 nucleotides long. RefSeq lists its product as uncharacterized. The record is from RefSeq and is a predicted model, not a curated record. The coding region runs from base 1 to 1821 and encodes 606 amino acids. Lineage: Eukaryota; Apicomplexa; Conoidasida; Eucoccidiorida; Eimeriidae. The transcript has 2 exons.